Messenger RNA from Porites lobata, 13244 nucleotides. NCBI's taxonomy places the organism in Eukaryota, Metazoa, Cnidaria, Anthozoa, Scleractinia, Poritidae. The record is from the annotation of a GenBank genome assembly.
AUGCCGACAAAGGUUUUUCACUCGCCCGUGUUUCGGCAACCACGUAAUUGGGGAAAUACCUAUGGAACCCGAAUCAGAGGCUACUUUGUGCCACAGAAGACGGGAUUACACAUAUUUUUUAUAGGUAAGAAGACUAGACACGCACACUGUAUUUGAUUCUUAUUUUUUCUGCAUGGACCUUAUUUUGGUUAACUCAAGGAAAUAAUUUUGCUACGGACGGAGUUUUGAAGUGCUAAUCUGAGUUUCCUUACGGUUAGAGGAUACUUUUUUACUUCAAAAGUGGACCAUAAGUGUCGUAUUCAAAUUGUUUUAGAGACUAAAAAAGUAGCUAGUAGAUUCUUCGCACGUCCGUGGUUUGCAAAAAUGGUGUUUUACUUCUUUGCAUGAUUAAUGCCUGUCUCCCGCAUUUAAGAUUUUCAAUAACACUGAUGAAAAUUUUUAACGGGAGAGAGGGGAGAGAUAAAAGUACUUUUCCUCAGAGGAUGUUGAUUUGGUGUUAAGCGGGCUAUAAAUUACUACAAAGGCGUUUAUUUUUUCACUCCUUCCUGUUAAGUUACAAAGCGCCCAAGUGAGUACUUUAAAUUAUGCUGAAACAAUGUUUUGCUCCUUAUUUUUUCAGCAUGCGACGAUGCAUGUCAGCUCUUCCUCAGCAUCACAGAUAACCCAGACCGAAAGAUAUUAAUAUGUCGGGUUCAAAAAGGCCACGAGACUCAAUACAUGCAAUUCACAUCGUAAGAAUUCUGAUGCCAUUUCCACUCGUAUCAAAGUAAAACGACCAUGGGUAAAACCCUUUGGAAAAAUCGAAUUUCGCGAAUAUAUAAGAUCUAUAAUUGGAAUAUCUUGAACAUCACCGAACUUGUUUUCAAAGCCUUAGUUACUUAAGAAUAGAGAAUGAAGAACGAAUUUUAAAUUUUUGGCAAAUAUCAUGGGUUAACCCUUUUGAAAAAACUCCAAUUUCGCAAAUGUAAGGGUUCUAUAUUUUUAAAGUCUAAUUCCAUCUAGACCAUCACCAAAAAGCGGUUAAAGGGGUAAAAGGGGUUAGAAGCAUGGGUUAACCCCUUGGGAAAAAUCCAAUGUCUCUAAUAAAUAAUAUCCAUAACUAUAUGGUCUAAAAAGGUUUAUUUACUAUUUACAACGUCACCAAAUAUUUUAAGGGCCUAAUUGACACGAAAAUGAAGAAAAAAAAUUAAACUUUUUGUUUAAAUCUUGGGUUUAUCCCUUGAAAAAAUUUGUUUUCGCGAAUACAUAAGUUCUAUAUAAUUUAUAGUCAAAAAGAUUUUGUUUUCAUGAUUUCUGGAAAAUCACCAAACAGUUUUUCAAUACCUAAUUUACUCAAAAAUAGAGCAUGUAGAUAUUUAUAUUUUUUGCCAAAAUCAUGAGUUUCAUUGGUAAAAUCUAAUUUCGCGAAUAUCUCAAAUCUAUAUUUUUAUAGUCUAAAAAGCUUUGUUUUCUAUCUAGAAGAUCACCAAAAACAUUUAAUUUUCCUAACUUACUCUAAACUAGAGAAUGUAGAUUUUUGUAAAAAAAGAUUUUGCCCAAAAUUAAGUGUUAACCCUUUUGAAAAAUUCAAACUUUGCAAAUAUAUCAGAUCCAUAUUUUCAUAUUGCAAAAAGCCUUGUUUUCUAUCUAGAAUACCAUUAUAUUAAAAAUGUUUUACAAGCGCUAAUUUAUUUAGAAUAGAGAAUGACGAAAUUUUUUGGCCAAUGGGUAACCGCUUACGAGAAAUGCAGUUUCUCGAAUAUAUAGAUCUUUAUUUUCAUUUCAUCUAGAACAUCUCCAAACAUUUCUCCAAGGCCUAUUUUGCCAAAAAAUAAAGAAUGAAAAAAAAAUAACGUUUCAAUUUGUGGCCAAAAUCAUUCCCUAUUGGAAUUACGUCUAAACUCCUCGCCAUCGAGAAUCAUGCGAUUACAGAACUGUCGGUCAUUAGUAUAGGUAAUAGCAUGAUUAGUAACGAUAUUUGGAAUAAAUACCACGAGUGAAAUUUCGAAAUUGUCUUAUGUAAUUUCACGAGCCGUUAGGCGAGUGAAAUUUGAGACAAUGUUGAAAUAUCACUAGUGGUAUUUAUGCCAAAUAUCACGUACAAAUCAUGCUAUUAUUUGUUUAUAGUACUACCCGCAAAAGGUUUGUAAUUUUCACAUGUAGGUAUUUCAAAUUAAGCUGAAAUACCACUGCUCUAAGCCAAUCAAAUUUCUCAUGAAGUAGUAUAACGCUUUAAAUACACUGUAACCUGCACUAUAGUAAUUUUUAUUCAGCCAUGAGAAGUUGAUCAAGGUGACAAAGUAAUUUUAUUUGAUCAUCUUAGUUACCAAGAACAGCAAUCUGACCCUAUACCACUAAGAAAAGGUUCGUAUUACUACAUCGAGGCGCUUUACAAGGAGCAGUAUGGCAGCGACCACAUUGAGGUAGCUGUUCAGACGCCCGAUAACAAAACCUAUGCACCGAUCCCCUCCCAGUUUCUGUGGACACUUGCGCCCUCUAAGAAACAAGGUAUGGAUGCCAUUUUUUUCUAAUGAGUCGAGUUGUUAGGAGCUCUAAGCUAUACUAGAAAGGAGAGGAUAAUUAUACAAAUGCCUGCCCCAACCACAACUUCCAUAAUAUUACAGAACUCUCAUUCUAGCAAAAGCUAUCAUUACUUGUGGCAGUCUGAAACUUCUCCCUAAAACGAACAUUCAUACAAUUCACAACGUACAAAGCCACAAUAACAAUUCAUUAGGGUAAUUGUGACAGCUUUGCAUAAACAUUGCACGAGUCGUUGUUCUAUUGGUAUGCGGGACAAACAUGAAGUUGUGACAUGCAAGAUAUUUUACAUUAUACCUUAAAAUCGUCGGCAUUCUUUUGACAUUUUCGGUAAUCGUAUUGGAAACGUUUCUGCAAACUAUGAAUAGUCAAGAAUGAAUGUUUUUAGAAUCUUCAGAAAAUUGUCGGUUCAAUUUUCAGCUGAUUCAUUCCAAUUGUUGGACUUACCCAGGAGAUAUCGUCAAACAUCUAUUCUGUUUUACAGCUAAAGGAAGCGUGCUUCUUCUUAUGAAGAUUGCAGCAAAGGCAGGCGCGAAAGCGGGAGCCUCCCUUGGCAUAGCCGAAGCUCAUAAAAGUGGGGCAAAUGCAGGAGCCAAGGCUGGGUAUUCAGCAGGUGCAAAGGCGGGAGCAGAGGCUGGGGUUAAAGCAGCAACUGAUGCAGCUACUAAAGUGGCCACCCAAACACUAAAAAUCGCUCUGGCAAAACUUGGACUACCGAAACCAGUAAGUUUUAACAAUUCUUGGUGAAACUUAAGCUUUUAGAAGAGGAAGGGGCAUUAGCUUAUCAGCAUCACGUGACCGCAAUGCAAGCUUAGAUGUACUUCAACUCCAAAGCCACGUGUUUUUGUCGUUGCCUGCUCAUUGGAGAAAGGGGACAAUUGUUACACUUUUGCUGUGAGGUAUUAGUUUGCUUCGCAUGGUUUUUAAAAGGCUUAUGUUAGCCUUUUGUUUCGUUCAAGUAGAGGGUAGUAUUUAAAAGACGCUCCGUUUUCAGAUUAUUUCUAAACAUAUUUGCCAUCAACAAUUUGCAUGGUCAUUGUGAAAAUUGUUUGGUUUUCUGGCUUCUCGAUACCCUGAGGAAUAUUUUCAAUAUAUAGAUUUAGCCAGGGCUAAACGACGCCUCCGUUUAUACUUAUAAUAAAAGCAAUUAACAUAAAUUCUAAGGCACUAAAAAGAAAUCUUUAAAUCCCUACUUAAUUAACUUUAGGAGCAUUCGGCAUCAGAUUACCUUUAGAGGGAGGAGUAAAUGGUUAACAAAGCAUAUCCCGCGAACACACCUGAAAUGAAAAAAUUUUCCCAGCAAGUUAAUAGUCGCAUAUUUACAGCUAAAAAACAUUAAACGUCUACUGGUCGAUCACUGCACUGUACCUAGAAGUCUUCCAAAAUUUCGUAUGCAUCCGUUCGAACCCCCUACCAAACCCUUUUGUGAAUUCGAAGUUAUAGGUCUCUUCUGUAGCAGCAUUUUACAAGUGACGAUUUCUAGGGUCAGUAUUUCUGUCUUUAAGGAAAGACCUAAAAAAAAAAUCAGGCUGACUUUUGUGUUCCCUUAAGCUAAUUCUGUGUUUUCUUAUCGGCCCCUGGACGAACAGUUACGUGCGGCCCUUAUAUUUAUACCUCUCAUGCAAUACCUGAUAGAAAAUUUCCCGUAAGGUGUUUAUUUUCUUUGAGGACAGACUAGGAAAGAAAAUUUAACAAUAGCCUUUCACUAAUAACUCAAUAAUUGUUUAACUUACACAAACUGUGCAGUACGUGUUCAAGUGCCGUGCAUCAAAAUACAAACUCGGGCUCACAAAGCCAACGAGUCUGUCGUUAGAAGAAAGGAGAACUCUUUCAUAUUUUAGAUACUGUUUUUCAGGUAGGAUAGAAAGUGUAAACAUACGUAACAAACUUCAUUCAAGCGGUAUUCAGGGCACGAGCUGUUAUGGAAAAAGGGAGGACACUGAAAAAUUCUUCAGUGGCAAGUAAUGAUUAAGAACAGGAAUAAGAAUUCAAUUGAACAUGUAAAACUUACAACAACACUUCAGUUUUAUUCAAGAAAGGCGAGAAGCUCGUCUAAAUUUCAAGAUCUGUUGUCUCCCGAUCCUGUCUUCAGCUAAUGUUAUGAAUGAACAAUAGACAGAUAAAUUACUUUUUGAAAAUGUUUAUUCGAAAACCCAUAAGUUAAUCCUUAAAAGCAAUUCGCGUAACACUAACGUUCACGAAAGGAAAAUCGGCUGCAAAAUUUAACAUAAAGUAAUUUUCAGAUCGGAGCUGGCACAUUUUGUACUUUUUCUUUCACGCCGAUGUCAAAAUGUACAAAACGUUUGUCAAACGCCAAUAAUACAUAAUUUUUCAUUUAAAAACGUACUUUCCUUGACCAUAGAGUACAGAAUGACCUGAAAUUUCUUCAAGAACUUCGCUGCCUUGGUUGUCUCAAAACAAGCCAAGCGCUUCGCCGUUAAGCUUGCGAAACCUUUCGUUUGUCCACAAAAAAUAAGCCGAGCAUUCUUUUGAACUUUUCCUUUCCAUUUGUGUCUUUUGUCGGUGUAUUUUCAACUUUGAAUGCAACACUUUGGUCUUGAAAACCACAGCAUGGUUAAGGCGCCCAAGCCAAUUUAUUGAAAAAGGAUGUUGUUCACUUUUUAAACAAUAGAGGACAAAAAACUCUCUUGAAGGGGGAGAGGAAUUCGUAUAAACUUAGUCCCUCCCUGAAAGAACAUACGGACGUAGUGACGUUAUAACCAAAUUUUCCUGCAUUAAUAGUUUCUAAUUUCCAUACCAUUGGAGGCUCCGCCGCGCGCGCCCGCUACAAUAUAAUAGCGAAACCUCAAUUGCUAUAUAAUAGAAGAUGGAAAUCUAUCGAUGCGAAAAAAGUCGGUUAUGACGUCAUCCUACGCCUACCCGUCCGCUUGUACGGACCGGGCAGGGAAGGACUAAGUAGAUUCUGCAAGGGAGGAGACGGGGAAUCCAAGAAAUGUAGCUUGCGUUUGUCUUGGCGAAACGAAAACCAGUCAACCUAGAGGCAGCCAAUGUAGUGUAUCCAGUAAAGAUAUUGAAUUUCGUUUGUUUGACGACAAACAACUUGAAACGUUGACAAAUAUGGUUUUAAGGUUGUGCCUUUAAACACUGAUGACUGUUACAUUCCGGGCCCGAUAGAAGAAAACUCAAAAGUCAGCACAAUUUUUCUUUCAGGUCUUUCCUAUUUAUUAGGGAGCUUAAGCAACGACGACGGCCACGGCAACGAGAACGUCGAAAGAGCAAUAACGUUAUUAAGAAACACAACUACUUUGCACGUGCAUCAAGCUUUUUUGUACAUUUUUUGUCGUCACUGCACGACUCGCGUGAAAUGCCUAAUUGCACGUUUUUUGGAGGACGUAAACAAGCGGCAGCGAAUUUUCUUUCUCUCUCUUAACUUGAGAGCGGUCCAGGCCAAUCAACUCCUGGAAAAUUCCCCUACAUUUGACGUUUUCAGCGAAUUGGAAUAAAUGUGAAUUCAUCGCCAUUGUCGAUGCUAAUUAAAGCUCCAUAACGACUCUAGAGAUCGUAUCCUGUAAAUUGGCUGCUACCAAAGAGUAUCCUGCAUUAAAAAAAUUUUUUUGUUGUUGUUCAACGUAAGACUCUUAUCUUACUGGUAGAGUUUUCAUUUCAGGUGUGUUUGCGGGAUAAUUUUUCUUAAUCACCCAGCCCCUCCCUCAAAAGGAGGAUUCUUUUCAGUGGCUUAGAGUUAUAAGUUAAUUGCUUUAUUAUAAGUAUAUAAACGGAGGCUUCGCUUUUAGCCCUGGCUAAAUCUAUAUAUUUAACCGGAGAUUGUCUUCAGUCUCCGCUUUACAAAAAAAAAUACACGUCCAUACGUAACCUAUUCGAAUCGUUUUCGCCUGUCUACACGAAAACGCUGGAUGGAAAUACGAUAGCAUAUCCUUUACGGAUCGUGCAUAAUGCCAGUCGAAUAUGAUGUAUGAUAUCAUCGUAUUCGAAAACCUUCGUUUUCGUCCAUCCAUACGAAAACGAUAAGCCGGCGUUUUCAAGCGUUUUUGGAAAGGUGCGUUUUCAGUGACCAUUUUCACCGGAUACGUGUGGACGGUAGGCUAAACCCGAAAAAAAUCUCCCUUUAAAAAAAAAACCUUCACGUGUAGACGGGUCCUGAGAGGAAUCAUGACUAUCGUUAAUGCAAUGAUUCAUGCAGGUUUUUAACAUAUACGCGGCAAAUGGCACGGUGAUCUCAUAUCGACCCGGAGCACCUUCCCAAGUACAUGAGGUUGUCAACGGCAGUGUGAUUUCACAUCCGCUGGGGGCAGGAGGUGCCGCUGGAGCAAUAACAGGCACUGGUUUUGGUCAAGCAACAUCACAAGUUUCCGGUAAUGCCACAGCAGAAGGCCAAGCAAGUGUUUCUGCAAUUACCUCUCUUACGCAGAAUGGUACAGAAAGGUACAGAUUCCUUUCUUUUAAUCUUCAACAUGGUCAUGCAAAGCUUUUUUGUUAUUUAGUUGUUGGCUGCGGUUAGACAAAACGAUCAAAUAACUACCAUACCUAAGCAUUUUUAACUUGACACAAACAGUUGCAUCAAAUAACAAAAACUUCAUUGAAAAUUUAUGUAAAAUAAAAACCAUUAUGAGGAGCCAGGAGCCCAUAAUCCAGAGCGAGCAACUCCCAUACUAGGCCUAUGUCACGGCGUUUUUACAGACCGGUUUAUUUUUAGACACAUUUUAGGGCAAUUUUUCCCGCGAAGAUGGAAUCUCCACCACGUCUAUAAACACAUUCGAAGUAUAAGAUAUCAAAACGUCAUUAAAAGGCAAAAAUUAUCAUUUUUAGGUCUGUAGGUUUUGCUGACUGGUUUGUUCGACUUAAAAGAUAUUCGAAAUUGGCGCCAAAACCGUUCUAAAAAUAAACUGGUCUGUGAAAACGCCGUGACACGAGUGCAUGGAAGUUGCUCGCUCCAGGUUAUGGGCUCCUGGAGGAGCCAAAUAUUUACAGUUCUUAAAAACCUUCAAGCUGUAAAGCAAUUUCCGUCACAUCAAUUCCUCUGCGUUGUCAAAGGAACAAUGCCAGCCGCAAAAUGUAGCCCCCGGGGUCAAUUCAAUAAAACGUUUACACUUGUAAUUUACAAGUGUAGCCAUGGUUCAAGAGUCUGAAAACAAUAGCUACUCUUGUAAAAGUUGUAUUAAAUUGACCCGAGGUCAACAACAGCAAUACCAUUGUAAAUGUCAUUACUGACUUACUGUGGGCGACAAGAGGAGCCCGCAAUCUUAAUCUCAGGUUGUUAUUACGCAUGGGCCGCAUGUAUGUAGCCAGCAUUCGUUUGGACUCCUCGUAAUCUGAUCUGCGCGUGCUUUAACCUUCUGUCAAGUGAAACGUAGGCAAAGCACAUGCAGCGAUGGAGCAAGACUAGCGAGUGAGCGUUGGACCUGCGAUUGUUGUCGCCCGCACUCCCUAACCUUUGGUUAUUACUAGUUAUAAGAUCUGACGCUGGUAUUUCAAUCGAUCAGUCAUAUUGAAGUUGCCUUUUGUGAUUGUCACUUAGUGCCACCACCAGCGUAUUACAAGGGGCGUUUGUAUACAAUGCAGCGAAACCCUACUUCAUAUUCCCGAACACGUCUCCUGGCGUAUAUAUCAUAGCGACACAUAAAAAGUUUAUAGAGCGUCACGGAUUCGCUCGAGUGCGUAAGUAUUCAAAAGCAAAUCAACUUAUAGUGAAGUCGAAGUAUAUUGUGCCAACUACUUCCUAUCUUCUUUUACAACCCCUCGACAAAGUCAAAUUACGAAUUCCUUCACCAGUGGCCGACCUAAGGGAGGGGCUCGGGGGGCCUGUCCCCCCCCUUAUUUUUAGACCAAACUAAGGUCCGAAGGGCCGAAAAAAUGUUUCUUUAACCCCCCUUUUCUCAAGGUCUGGGUGCGUCACUGUGUACAGUCUAUAUUCCUUUACUCGAGUCUUUGCUUUUACAUGACUGCAACAUUUGAAGCUUAACGGGUAUUUUUAGGAGGUAUAUAUUUUUCCGUUUUUACCGUAGUUGUACACGGUGGUUUGUACGUGAUCCAUUCUUUAGACUCCCCUGCCUAUCAGAACCCACGUGAAAAUCUUUGCUGGCGAAUCACUAAUGGAAAACUGGAGUUAGCACGUCGCUGUCAGGUAACUAUUAAGAAUUCAAAAAAGGCCAUUUCCCAGUUGCAAAAUCUUUCACUUUAAAUAGCGAGGCUAAGUGCACAAGUGUUUGUCGGUGAAAAUGAGUUCUAUUUGCGUGAGAAUAGAACAUCAUUUCGCACUUAGCCUCGCUUUGAAACAAGUCUGAGGCAACUCAGAAGUGGCCUAUUGCUUUACUACGAAAGUAAUGAGCAAAUGUGACUUCACAAAAAGAACUGAACUGAAUAGCAACUGCCCGAUGAUACAUUGAAACAGCCAUUGUCAAUUCUGUCAAUUUUCUUAAUUCACAUGGUACUUUUGUUUUACUUUAUUAAUGGAAUAUUCCAUUAUUAAAAUAUUUACUCCUUUCUUUCUUUUUUUUUAGGUUUUUGCAGCCCAUAUUCCGGGAUUCAGGAAGGGUAACGAAGAAUAUCAAACCAUAUCGUUCGAGUCAAUGUGUUCCCCUGGUAACUAUAUUCGACAAAAGAACUACAGAUUUGUCUUGAGUAGAACGGGAGAUCAGAUAUUCAGUAAGUUUGAAAUAGAACAUUUCCAGGGGCUUUUAAUUUCCUGUUUGGAAUGUAAAAAUUCCAAAACAGGUUGAACCUGUAGCUUUGAAAAAAAAAAUUCAGAAAAGAAACCUUUUAUGAUCAUUUUUUGUUUUUGCCUUUUUUAAAUUGUUCUCCCUUAAUUCCCUCCUUCUCCUCCCCUCCUUCUCCUUCCCCCUCCUCCUCCUCCAUCUCCAGCUCCUCCUUCCUUCUCCUCCUCCUCCCCACCUCAAGUUCCAGCUCCUCCUCCUCCUCCACCCCCUUCAGAUCUUCCUUGUGUUUAUUUUUUACCUCCUCUUCCUCCUCUUCAUUUCUUGUUGACUAACUUUUUAUUGUUCUCCCACUUCCUUGUCGUUCUCCUCCUCCUUCUCCUCCUACUUUCCUCCUACUUUCCUCCUUCUUUCCUCCUUCUUUGACCAUUGACCUUUCCAAUUUUUAUUUCUUCCUGGAAAUUCUGCUGAAAAACGCCCGAGUCUCUUUGCAACCCCAGUAAUUUGAUAAUACUAGGACAGCUUUCUCUAUUUUCUUGUGCGGCAUCAGCACUUACGUGAGGACCUUGAUAGAAGCUGAUCGCAGAAAAUUAUUUGAAUGCAGCUUUAAUUACAUACAUUUAUGUCAUCAACAGUCCUAUUCAGGACUACCCUCACCCGGACAAUCAUUUCCAUCUACUUAUGACAUGACUCCUGGGUUCAAACCAUUUACUACUUUACAUAAAUUAAUACACUGUACCUUAUUAAUUUUUAGAGAAGGAUGCCAGUGCAGUUUUUAAUCAGGUAUUUUCGUUGCCUGAAGCAUUUCAAUUUAGCCUCUUGAGAAAAGGCUGGUACAUUUGCAGAAGCAGGGACAAACAUUACCACCGAAUUCAAAUUGUGACAGACUUCCACAUGUCUCCCCUGAUUUGGCUGAGACGUUGCUCAUUUGUCCUAAGACCCAUCACUGAAAAGGAGAACCCCUUAAUGAACUGUUUCAAAUUGCUCACUACAAAGCCCCCGGUGACCGUUACAAAGCCUGCUAAACCAACCACCCGGGCAACAACUGGCACAACUCCCCACCAUCCUGAAGGUACAAUUGAAUAUUUUCAUAUCAUUCACAUGUUUCAUAUCACUCGUAGUUUUUAUGCCAAUGAAGAGCCCAUAACUUGCAGCGAGCAACUCCCAUACUAGGCGUAGGUCUGUCACGGCGUUUUCACGGACCCCUUAAUUUUUAGAUGCAUUUCAGAGCACCAUUUUUCGGGAAAAUGGAAGCCCACUUCUUCUAUGAGAAGACGUACAGAGGAAAGGAAAACUCAGCGUCAUUAAAAAGUCAAAAAUACCAUUUGAGGUCUAUGAAUUCUACUUACUCGCUUAUUCUAAAUUGCGCGGAAAUCGUGGAAAGGCCUGCCCAAUAAGAUCAGGGCAAAUAACAACUUAGCCGCCUUCAAGGAGGGGCUUAAAAAAGUGAUAAAUCAAAUGCAAUUCAGUCGGAGAUCCAGACCUUCAGAUAAGGGGGGUGUCCGGUCAUCCAGACCCUGACAAAAGCGGGAGGCCCGGUCUCCAAAAAAAAAUUUUUUUGGCUCUUCGGGCCUCAGUUUGGUCUAAAAUUAAGGGGGGAGGCCCGAGCCAGGCCCCUCCCCUAAAUCUGCCACUGCAAUUAUUGUAAACUGAAACAUUGUAAAUAGUCAGAACUGUAGCUAGAAACCUGUAAAUAGUAAAAUGCAAUGAUUUCAUGCAAAGUCGGCCGAGUAAAUGUUUUUAGUCUCUUUUCGUUACUACUAUUCAGUUUGAGUUAUAUUAUACACGACCACGACACAUCAGCUACGCUGUUUAAAUGAAAGAUAAUCUUGUCGUUCUAAAAAUAAACUUGUCGGCGAAAACGCUCUGAAAUAAAGGCAUUGACUACUGGUCAACUUGUUUGUUUAGGACUUCGUAUAGUUUUUUUUUUUUUGGAAUGAUAAGAUUACUUCGUCUUGUAAUUAAACUGUAAUACAGUUAAAGGCAUAUCCAUUAACGUUUUCCCAACUUAAAAUUUAUAAAGGAAUUCUAUAUCAAUUGUCAGACGCACAAAAAGCCAACGUUGACAUAUUAUAAAAACAUUUUCAGGCCUCAACAAUUAUCCAUUAUUUUUGGUCCUGCAAAGUCCAUAAGUUUAUAGUGGGUACAAGUGUGUUUCUCUGAUUUCAAGUUCGAUCCUUUGAUACCUAGGCCCUUGUGUGAAUAUACGUUUUCACAACACUGCUGGUGUGCCCUUCGUGUUGCAUUCCAGUCUUAAGCCGGAGGGAUAUUUGGUCACAGGACAAAUGUUAGAGCUUCAUUACGUAAUAAAAAACAAUCAAGUGACAACGCAGGUCGCUAAUGACGAUUCUGAGCGACAAAUGCAGCUUCCGGUAAGAACACGCAUGAUUCUACCCACUAAGACGAUCUCUUAAACUUGGCUAAUCGAUCCAGAUAGAACUUCAGCUAUCUGGAGUAUCCGGGAUGUUCAGGCACGCUCUAAAGCAGGCUCCAAAGAAUUUUCUAUUUUGUCUGGCUUAUGUGCUAUGAACCAAUUCUUGUACAGUGAUUGCGGCGUUUAUUUUCACUUUCUCUGAGUAUACUCUUUGUAUGCAUUACUGUUGUCAGCUUAUGUAGGCAAGUUAGAAUAUAAUGUUGUAGUUAAUUUUUUAUCUCAGGUAAUUUUUGUUUUUCUUUUGUGUCAUGGCGAUCAACUUCUUUAGCAUACAUUACAAUGCCCAAAAACAAAAGAAAAACAAAAAUUACCAGAGGUAAAAAAUUAACUGCAAUAUAUAUACACAGUGAAAGCGCUGUUGGAAUAAAAUAUCUUCAUCUUUAAAUAUCUUUUAACUUUCUUUUAGAAUUUGGACGUUUUAGUAACUAAAUGCUGAUUUUUCCAAUUUUCGUAAGGUAGAUCGUAUUUUGAGAUACGAAACACUUGAGAAGUUUAGAGAGCACUCAAGUAAAGUCAGAAUAUAAUGGCCCAUCUCGGUGCCCAAGGAGAUUGGUGAAGUUGAAGAUGACUCAAUUUGUUCUAAAAAUAGCAAAUUUCAUUAUUUCGAUGGAAUCACGUAGACCCAUCGCUUGCGGUCUCCUGUCCCGAUGAAGGCUCCUGGUAUGAACUGUAAACUCUUUUUAUGGUUUCCACUUCGCAGUUACUGAUUUUUUUCUAUUCACAAUUUUGUUUUAGUAUACGGAUGAAUUGCCAGAGGUACAACAGCUUGACUUUCACGAAGCUGUUUCUAAACCAUAUGGAAAACACACAGUCGCUUUCUGGGCUACAGAUCCAGCAGGAAAGUACAACAUUCUCUUGGAUGGAAAAAAGAUAUUAUAUGCUAUUCCUGGUCUUGAUUGUGAUCACUUCAUACAAGUUACCGUAACUUCCCACCCUAAAAUAAGUAUGUGCAGUCUCUUAGCCUCCCUUAAAUCACAGGUUACCUUCACUAAAACAUUGAACAGUAAAAUCGAAAAAUAUCUUGCUCGAGUUUAGUUCCAAAGGGAAUCAAUGUUCAGCAAAGUCUGAUGUGACAGGCAUCCUGCAAAUUAUGACAUAUCAACUUUUUAGCCGACGACCCUGCUCUCCAAGAGCUGUUCCUUUAAUAUUUCUUCUGUUUUCAUGUUCUAGGUACUUCAACUGCAAAGCCCACGACGCAGAAAUUGGCAUCAACAGUUAAGCCAACUCCAACAUACCCACCUCCUCCUCCUCCUCUUCCGCCUUCACCACUUCUUCCUCCACCUCCCGCACCUCCUCCUCUUCCUCCCCCUCCCCCUCCUCCUUCUCUCAUUCGCCCUUCCCCUCCCCCUCGUCCUCCCUCUCCCCCUCCUCCUUCUCUCCCUCGCCCUUCCCCUCCCCCUCUUCCUCCCCUCCCCUCCUCCACUUCCUCCCCCUCCCCUCCUCCUCCUCCCUCCUCCUCCUUCUCCUGCCCCUCCUCCUGCCCCUACUCCACCACAUUUUCCCCGUCCUCCUCCUACUACUGUUUCUCCUCCCCACCCUCCUCUACUUCCGUUUCCUUUUAUCCCUCCUCCUCCUCCUUUUCCUAUUCCCAUUCCUCCCUCUUUUACUACGACACCAAGACCCGCUCAAAGUCCCCCUCCCUCGUGCUUGCCACCAGGUAG